AUUCAAAACGAGGGGCACCAUGGAAAUAACUCAAACCAAGCAAGGGCAUUUUAGGUAUAUCUCAAUCUAUAAAUACAAAUAAAGAUCCUCAGUUUUUUCUCUCUCGCUGUAUCGUGUCCUACGGGUUUCACGGUUGAGCAGAUAAAAAAGGAUUUGCAAGAUGGACAGCAUGCAAAGCUUUUGGCAAUUGGGUGACGAGCUUCGAGGACAAUCAAAAGUCUCAGAGGAUCAUAAGUGGUUAAUGGCUGCGUCUAAAUUGGCUGAGCAGACAAGGUCCAAGGGUGAACGCAUGAAUAAUCUUGAUCUUUCAAAGGGUUUGGCAGAAAUAAGGCCAAGGGACAAGAUUGGAUUUCAGGAAGAUAAUAAAUUUGAAAGCCUUAACUUUAAUAUGUUGAACUUGGAAUCCAAGAUGACAGAAAAUGUGGGCAAAAGUUGUUUCAGAAAUGGUGUUUACAAUAUGAAUGCAGUGUACCAGAAAAACAACAUAAACAAUAUUGGAAAUCUGACUGGUAGCAAGUAUAGUGGUAACAGUCAGAAUAUCAAAGAGCCCAACAACAACAACAAUAACAGCAAUAACAACAAUGAGAACAGUGCAAAUAAUGCAGUUGACAAAAGGUUCAAGACUCUGCCUGCGACAGAGACACUUCCACGAAAUGAGGUCCUUGGAGGAUACAUCUUUGUCUGUAACAAUGACACUAUGCAGGAAGACUUGAAGCGCCAGCUAUUUGGCAGCAAGUUUUGGGGGUUCUAACAUUGACCCAACUGC
Messenger RNA from Hevea brasiliensis (rubber tree), 766 nucleotides. Its product is annotated as DCD domain-containing protein NRP-like. The coding region runs from base 161 to 751 and encodes 196 amino acids. The transcript has 3 exons. The record is from RefSeq and is a predicted model, not a curated record. NCBI's taxonomy places the organism in Eukaryota, Viridiplantae, Streptophyta, Magnoliopsida, Malpighiales, Euphorbiaceae. Gene Ontology annotation, biological process: response to endoplasmic reticulum stress.